AUGAUGGAAGAUGGAAACAAAUUGGAUCGGAAGAAGACAAUGACGAUGAACUGGGAAGGAUUAGGAGAUUUUGAAGAUGAAGAUGAUGAUAGAUUCUUCGAAACUCAUGAUCGUCUCUCUUCUGCUUUAACUUUCGACAUGGCUAAUGCUUCUUCUUCCGAUGAAGAUGAAGAUUUCGACGAUUGUCGACUCUCGUUUUCUUCAGCCGUCUCUUCCUUAACCACCGCCUCUAGGAAAUUUCGUACGCCGGCGAUGUCUCCUGAUUACGAUAUUUGGAUGGCUGCUCCGGGAUCGAUAUCUGAGCGUCGUCGUCGUCUUCUCCAUGGGAUGGGACUUGCUAGUAAUAAAGAUAUGGUUAGUGCUGUUUCCAUUCGUCGCGUUGUUUCUAAUGCGCCUGUUGUUAGUAACGGUGAAGAAAAGAAGAUGAAGAAGAAGAUGAAUCAUGAGGUUGAUGAACAAGAUCAUGAUCAUGUUCCGGUUAUGCUUGCGAGGUCAAGAUCGGAAUCAGAUAUUGAGAGGUUCUUGAUUGAGAAACGAAGAAAAGAAGAGAUUUUAGGGAAAAUCUCAAAGCAGCGUCUUACAAGAACGUAUUCUACUAUUUGUCCUACAAGGACAAGGAUUUGUCAGUACCAAACUCCGAUCAGACAAACACCUGCGGUUUGUGGAAAUGGAAAAGCUUUGCGCGGUGGUGGAGAGGCGUUGACAUCGGUAAUGUCGAAUGCGAGGGUUGGCGCGUUUUUCUUGACAGUCAGGUUAUGGGAUAUAGAAACCAAAACAUGUCUCAAACUGUUUGCCCAUAAUGACUAUGUGACAUGUAUUCAGUUCAGUCCAGUGGAUGAAAAUUAUUUCUUAAGUGGUUCACUUGACGCUAAAAUAAGGAUAUGGAGCAUACAAGAUCGACAUGUUGUGGAAUGGAGUGAUCUUCAUGAAAUGGUUACUGCUGCUUGCUACACACCAGACGGUCAGGGUGCACUUAUCGGGUCACAUAAAGGAAUUUGUCGUGCUUACGAUACAGAAGAUUGUAAGCUGAGCCAAACUAAUCAGAUUGAUGUUCAGAGCAACAAGAAAUCACAAGCGAAAAGGAAGAUCACUAGUUUUCAGUUUUCCCCGGUGAAUCCAUCUGAAGUUCUUGUCACAUCCGCUGAUUCACGGAUUCGAAUACUAGACGGUUCUGAAGUUAUUCACAAAUUCAAAGGCUUUAGAAACACAUGUAGCCAACUCUCUGCUUCGUAUAGCCAAGAUGGGAAAUACAUAAUAUGUGCGAGUGAAGACUCUCAAGUUUACUUAUGGAAGAAUGACUUUCACCGAACAAGAUCAACACUCACGACACAAUCUCACGAACAUUUUCAUUGCAAAGAUGUCUCAGCCGCUGUUCCUUGGCAUGGUCAUGUUAGAGGUGAGCCACCACCAGUUCAGAUUCACUCUAAACGCCACUCAAAGCGCAUAUCUACUUCAAGCCAGCCUUCAUCCACCAUAAGCUCACCAACAAAAGAAGAAACCUCGGCGACUGGACCAACUACAUCUAACCGGAAUAAAAAAUCAGGGUUACCUCCAAUGCCUAAGAAAGCCGCUACAAAGAGUCAGAUUCAACCAGAGGAAGAGGCAGGACCGGAGCUGGGAAGCAGUGAGUCGUUUCGGUCGAGUAUGAACUCUUCGGAGCAGCAUUCAUCGAGGUUUGGGGAAUCUCCAUCGAUAAACACAUCGUCAAGGUUAUCUUCUUGGUCAUGGUUCGACAGUGGAGGGCAUGGUCCGCAAACUAUACAGCCAACGGCUUGGGGGAUGGUGAUUGUGACGGCUACAGUUCAUGGUGAGAUCCGAUCUUAUCAAAACUUUGGUUUACCGAGAAGAAUCGGUCGCCAAACUACUCUGUUUUGA
Solanum lycopersicum (tomato) is the source of this 1875-nucleotide messenger RNA. The record is from RefSeq and is a predicted model, not a curated record. NCBI's taxonomy places the organism in Eukaryota, Viridiplantae, Streptophyta, Magnoliopsida, Solanales, Solanaceae.